UGUACCAUGAACAAGAUUCGAAAGUUUUUCCGAGGAAGUGGGCGAGUCUUGGCAUUUAUAUUUGUGGCUUCUGUCAUCUGGUUGCUCUUUGACAUGGCAGCUCUCCGCCUCUCAUUCAGUGAGAUCAACACUAGGAUACUAAAGGAAGACAUCAUGAGAAGGGAGAAGAUAGGAUUCAGAGUCCAGCCAGACCAAAUGAAGAUCCUUUACAGUAACAUCAGAGAGAUGAGGCCUCCCCAGAAGGGGGCAUGGGGUAAGGAGAACUUUAGAAAGACUGAAGAAGGAGAACUCAAGGUUGAAAAGGAUGUGGACCAAGCCCGGAGGAAAAGAAAAAUGCAGAUUGCCUUGCAAAGGGGCAAAGUUGUGCCUUUGUGGCAUCCUGCACAUCUGCAGACCCUCCCAGUGACUAUUACCAUGCAGAAGAGGGAGGAGAGAGACAACAAGCCUGAAGUCUCCUCCCACCCUGUGACACCAAAGCAAACAACAGCUUCAGAGUUUCAGAAGACCUCACUUACAGCAGCAAGAGGGAUCCUAUUGCCCCAGAUAUCAGUGCUCACAGGAUCCUUCACAGCAAAUCAAGAGACCCAGAAGAAUCACAGCCUCAACAGUGGCACAACAAAAGCAGCAUCUAAAAAGGACCUAAAUGUGACCAUCAAUCUCAGGACUGACAAAUCAAAGCAGCAAUCAGAGGCAACAGCAAAUUCUUCUAGGACAUUCCCUGCCAACCCACCAAUUCUGAAAUUUGGGGAAACCGUAGCCAUAAAUAAAACUCAGGCUCAGAGCAAAGAACUAAAUGCAUAUAAACACAAAAUCCAUAAAGCCCUUCCUUUUUUCAAGUUCAUUACUGAUUCAAAUCACUUAAAGAAGCAAUCUAUGAACAAGAAACAGUUGGGAGGUUUGCCAAAGGAGGAUGGGGCCAAAGUGGCACCAGGGAAGAAACUCAAUUCCUCUGAAAGUCAUGCUGUCAUUAUAACAAAGGAGGGGGACCUGAAGACAGAGACCAAAAAGGUGUUUAAGUCUAAAAUCAAAGCUAUAUUUCCUAAAGUACUGGGUAGAAGCAAAGGUAAACAUGUCCCCCAGAACCAAAGAGAGAUGUCUUCCCUGCCACCAGCUUUACAGAGAGCUGUGCUAUCUCAGAACAAAACCUUAUAUGGAGGACUGGAGCCAGCAAGAAGCAACUUGACUUCCAAAAUCCAGGCUGAGGCACACCAGAAAAGUCACACAAAUACCCCUUCAUCUGAAAACCCUGGAAGGCACCGUGUGUUGAGAAUAGAUGUGACACUUUCUCCAAGGGACCCCAAAGCUCCAGGUCAGUUUGGGCAUCCUGUAGCUGUUCCCCCUGGAAAGAAAAAGGAGGCAGAACAAAGAUGGAAAGAAGGAAACUUCAAUGUCUACCUUAGUGAUUUGAUUCCAGUGGACAGAGCCAUUGAAGACACACGGCCUGCUGGGUGUGCAGAGCAGCUAGUCCAUGAUAACCUCCCAACCACCAGCGUCAUCAUGUGCUUUGUGGAUGAGGUAUGGUCUGCUCUCCUGAGGUCUGUUCACAGCGUCCUCAACCGUUCUCCUCUGCACCUCAUCAAGGAGAUUCUGUUAGUGGAUGACUUCAGCACUAAAGAAUACCUAAAAGCUAAUUUGGAUAAAUACAUGUCUCAGUUUCCAAAAGUACGGAUUCUUCACCUCAAAGAGAGACAUGGCUUAAUAAGAGCACGGCUGGCAGGGGCACAGAAUGCAACAGGUGAUGUGUUGACAUUUCUAGACUCUCAUGUGGAAUGUAAUGUUGGUUGGUUGGAACCUCUUCUGGAAAGAGUUUAUUUGAAUAGAAAAAAAGUGGCCUGUCCAGUAAUUGAGGUCAUCAAUGACAAGGAUAUGAGUUACAUGACAGUGGACAACUUUCAAAGAGGCGUUUUCACGUGGCCCAUGAACUUUGGCUGGAGAACAAUUCCUCCAGAUGUUGUUGCAAAGAACAGAAUUAAAGAAACUGACAUAAUAAGGUGCCCAGUCAUGGCAGGUGGAUUAUUUUCUAUUGAUAAAAGUUACUUUUUUGAACUUGGAACUUAUGACCCUGGUCUUAAUGUUUGGGGUGGAGAAAAUAUGGAGCUGUCAUUCAAGGUAUGGAUGUGUGGUGGUGAAAUCGAAAUCAUCCCAUGCUCCAGAGUGGGCCACAUAUUCAGAAACGACAAUCCGUAUUCCUUCCCUAAAGACCGCAUGAAGACAGUGGAGCGGAAUCUGAUGCGGGUGGCUGAGGUCUGGCUGGAUGAGUACAAGGAGCUCUUCUAUGGCCAUGGUGAUCAUCUCAUAGACCAAGGGCUGGAUGUGGGCAACCUCACCCAGCAAAGGGAACUUCGGAAGAAACUGAACUGCAAAAGUUUCAAGUGGUACUUGGAAAAUGUCUUUCCUGACUUGAAGGCUCCCAUUGUGAGAGCUAGUGGUGUGCUUAUUAAUGUGGCCUUGGGGAAAUGCAUUUCCAUUGAAAAUACCACAGCCAUCCUGGAUGACUGUGAUGGGAGCAGCAAGCUUCAACAGUUUAAUUAUACCUGGUUAAGACUUAUCAAACAUGGAGAAUGGUGCUUAGCCCCCAUCCCAGAAAAAGGAUCCCUGAGUCUGCACCUUUGUGACAACAGAAACAACAGACUCAGGUGGCUGCACAAAUCAGCAUCAGCCUUUCACCCAGAACUGGUGGAGCACAUUGUUUUUGAAAACUACCAUCAGUUAUUAUGCAUGGAAGGAAAUUUUUCUCAGAAGACCCUGAAAGUAGCUGCUUGUAAUCCAGUGGUACCAAAUCAGAAGUGGAAAUUUGAAAAAUACUAUGAAGACUAAAGAAAAAUUGUUUUAUCUAAUUAGCCCAUUCGAUACCACGAAAAUGACAGCAAACUUGGCGACUGCAAUUCUCUGUGGUAGUUUGAGUUUUUGGUUUUAAUAGCAUUUGAAUGGAAGAAUUUUUAAAAUCACGAUAUUUGGAGUAUCUAAAGAUAAAUCAGGGAAAUAGUCCGCCAUUAGACUGGAGUCCUCCUUCAACCCUGGGUGGCCUUUGGAAUUGUUUAUUUCCUGCCCUUUGCUGUAAUUCAUCCUGCAAGCCUUCCUCAUAUACUCUCACAGGUAACCAGAAACGAAGAUAGAUAACAAUGCAAUUACCAUGAGUGAUGACAGCCAGUCAGCUGCUGGCCCACAAGUAGAGGUAAAACCAGUGAUGACCUGGUCCUUUAUAGAUUGUUGUCUUACUGAAUACCAACUGCAUGUGUCCUAAUGACUGGAAGACUCUACUAGAUGCACAGAGACGCAAACUUGUUGAAAUGCCUCCAGGGUACAGGAGUGUUCAGCUGACAGACUGAAGUAGUGCUGAUCAGCCAUCACUGACCCCUCCUAAUGGCAGAGGGUUGAUUUAGAUGACCACAUAGUGUUUUCUCCAUAAUCUGAAUCAGUGGAGAAAGUUUUAAGUGGGAAAUAAGAGAUGUUAAUGUGCUCAAUUCU
Messenger RNA from Nannospalax galili (Upper Galilee mountains blind mole rat), 3468 nucleotides. It is a transcript of the gene Galnt5, whose product is annotated as polypeptide N-acetylgalactosaminyltransferase 5. Bases 7 to 2817 code for a protein of 936 amino acids. The record is from RefSeq and is a predicted model, not a curated record. The transcript has 10 exons. Lineage: Eukaryota; Metazoa; Chordata; Mammalia; Rodentia; Spalacidae. Gene Ontology annotation, cellular component: Golgi apparatus.